AUGAAAUAUUCGCUGGCUUGUAAACAAUGCGAGGACGGCUAUUGCCCGUUGAAUCCGGAUGACAAAGAACCAGAGCUAAAGUGCGCCGUUUGCGACGCUGCUUUUGCCAGUGAUCUCCGCAAAGCACGAUUGUUCUUAAAUCUUUUCAACGAAUACCGUAAGUAUUUUGCCUUAAGCAGAAUCUGUUAA
Molecule: messenger RNA, 189 nt
Organism: Gongylonema pulchrum
Lineage: Eukaryota; Metazoa; Nematoda; Chromadorea; Rhabditida; Gongylonematidae
Source: the annotation of a GenBank genome assembly